AUGAACCAACCCGAUUCCGACAAAUCGCCAUCGAAAACCCCUGGUGUCAGCUUUGAUCUAGGCCAGGAGGAGGCAGCAGCUCUCGACGACUUCGAUACGCAAAGCCAUGCCAGCUCCCGUGAUCCCGGUAGCGCACAAACAGCGGACCCCGCGCUAGGCCCAGACAACGGGACACUAGACCAACGAGACGACGGCCAGUCCAAUCUUGAACCUCUGAACGACGACGAUAAACCGGCUUGGAGCGAGAUGAAGACCAAGGCUGGAAAGGAGCGGAAGCGCCUGCCGCUGGCAUGCAUCGCAUGCCGCCGCAAGAAAAUCCGCUGCUCGGGCGAAAAGCCUGCCUGCAAACAUUGUACGCGCUCGAGAAUUCCGUGUGUGUAUAAAGUAACUACACGGAAGGCGGCGCCGCGCACGGAUUAUAUGGCUAUGUUGGACAAGCGACUGAAGAGGAUGGAAGAUCGCGUAAUUAAGACAAUACCCAAGGAGGAGACGAGAGAUAUGGUCUCUAUUGGGAGAUCGGUUGUCAAGCCUUCCGCCUCGGUCCAGCCGUCAAAAUCACAGAAGAAACGAAGCGCGGAAGAGGCAUUUGCAGCAGAAAUGGAGGAAUGGACUCGUGGGGAUGUCCGCCCACCACAAGAGACGUUCCCAACGAAUCGUGAAACCAAACCCACCGAUGGAACUGGCCUUCUCACCGAGGGAGCCGAAUUCUUACCAUCAUUGGAGAUACAAGAGCAUCUUGCAGAGGUGUUCUUUGAUUGUGUCUAUGGGCAGUCAUAUCUCUUAUUACACAAACCCAGCUUUAUGCGAAGGCUUAAAGCAGGCUCAAUUCCCCCUGUCUUAAUUCUUGCUGUCUGUGCUGUAUCUGCACGAUUUUCCACACACCCUCAGCUCAACUCCGAUCCGCCAUUCUUGCGUGGAGAGAACUGGGCUAAUCCCGCUGCGGCCAUCGCUCUGAGCCGGCACGACGAACCAAACAUUACUAUCCUUACGGUCUUUUUACUUCUUGGUCUUCACGAGUUUGGGACCUGUCACGGUGGACGAAGUUGGUCAUAUGGAGGCCAGGCAUUACGAAUGGCCUACGCGUUGCAGCUCCAUCAGGAACUUGAUCAGGAUCCAGUACUCAGUCAGAAGAAUGGCAACGGCUCACAGCUGAGCUUUACUGAUCAAGAAAUUCGACGCCGCACCAUGUGGGCAUGUUUCUUGAUGGAUCGAUAUAACUCUUCCGGAAGUCAGCGGCCCCCUAUUGGGAAUGAAAAAUUCUUACAAAUACAGCUUCCUAUCAAGGAAACUCACUUCCAGAUGGAGAUACCUGGUCCAACAGAAGAUCUUGACGGCGAUGUCAUUAAUCCCGUACUUGAAGAUGCGGGCCAGCUAUUUAAUGCUAAAGAGAACAUGGGUGUCUCGGCAUACAUUAUCCGUGCUAUCAUCAUAUGGGGGCGCAUCGUUGACUACCUGAAUCUGGGUGGGAAAAGAAAGGACUCACAUCCACUUUGGCAUCCACAGUCAGGAUACAUGCAGCUUAAGCGGCAAAUUGAGGAAUUCUCUGCGUCUCUUCCGGCACCUUUGACCUUCACCUACGAAAAUCUUCAAAUCCAUGCAUCAGAGAAGAUUGCAAAUCAGUUCAUUUUCCUCCACAUCAUCACACACCAGAACAUGCUGUUUCUCAAUCAUAAUGCAGGCCGAGCCGCAGUGGAGGCUGCGCAUCACAUAUCAGUGCUAUUUGAUCGAGCUUCGGCCUAUCCCCUCACUGUCCCUUUUGCUGGUUACUGCGCUUACUCGGCAAGUACAGUUCACAUCUGGGGGAUCUUCUCGAAGAACGUACAGCUAGAGGCACGCUCAAAAGAGAACCUCCGGCAUACCUAUCGCUAUCUCAAUAAAAUGAAAAAGUACUGGGGAAUGUUCCAUUAUAUGGUUGAGAGUGCCAAGGAUCGGUAUCGCCUGUUCGCUGAUGCAGCUAUAAAGGGCUCUGUGGCAACUGAUGGCGCAUCGUUGGCACCAAUGUUUCAAUAUGGUGACUGGUUCGACAAAUAUCCCCAUGGAGUGUCAAGAGUACACUGGGAGGGACCCGAAACGCGACACAAAGAAACGGGCGAAGACGCAGUCAUGGGCCAGAAACCCGACCUCCAGAGCGUGGAAGAUUUCUUUGCCGGCCUUUCCCCCACUCCGCAGCCAGUUCAACCCCGCAAGUCCCGACCUCGCAAGAACAGCAAGCUAUCAAAUGGAGCACCGGGUAUGGACCAGACUUCACCGCAGUCUGUGAUGGAAGCCAUUAUAGGAAACGCCCCCGGUGGCCCAGACAGUGCAUUCCCACAGCCAUCCAUGUUCCAGCAAUCCCGGCCAAUGCCAUUCGGUCAACCACCUUUCGACUUCGGUAUCCCACCAGACCAAUUACCGCAACUAGAUCGGCAAUUUGUCUACGGUUCAUUUGCUGACUUCGAUCCCGCCUCAUUCGAUCCAAACAAUCCUCCUAUCCCACCGCUCAACGGCGUCGAAACUCAACCCCCAGAUCAAACACUGUUCACUGGCCACAUGGACCCAAGCGCCCCUGCGGGAAUGGGCGAGUUCUACCAGCCCAGCGCAUGGUUCCUGCCCUUUAAUCUUGAUCCUGUUGGCGGCGGAAACGCACCAUCACAAGCUCCGCCCCCGGCUUCCAUGCCUGGGGGAAACAAUGGUGACGGCACGUCAUCUGGGAUCCCUUCUGUGGAUAUGUCGGGCUUUGGGGGUGCCGGAGGCAUGUCUUUCUAA
Molecule: messenger RNA, 2745 nt
Organism: Penicillium coprophilum
Lineage: Eukaryota; Fungi; Ascomycota; Eurotiomycetes; Eurotiales; Aspergillaceae
Product: Zn(II)2Cys6 transcription factor
Exons: 2
Coding region: 1-2745 (914 amino acids)
Biological process (GO): DNA-templated transcription; regulation of DNA-templated transcription
Cellular component (GO): nucleus
Molecular function (GO): DNA binding; DNA-binding transcription factor activity, RNA polymerase II-specific; zinc ion binding
Source: RefSeq, a predicted model, not a curated record